AUGCCUCUGUCUACUUUGAUCCAAGAAAGUCGGUUCUACGCCUUCUACAACCCUGAAGACCUGCCUACACUUGACAAAGCCAUCGUUGAGUUGGAAGAGUAUCUGACAGCCGAGGGCCCCUUCGACGCUGUCUUGGGGUUCUCCGCCGGGGCGGUGCUAGCUGCGUUGUGCAUGGCCGUGAAAUCCCUGCGGGGCGAGGAGAUUCCGGUGAAGUGCGUCAUUUUUGUUGCCAGCGCUAGCUGCAACAUCGAGAAGACUUAUCUCGGUCUUGAUCAAGGGGCUGAUUCGAUCAACAUCCCGAUUCCCACUGCGCACAUCUGGGGUGCCAAUGACACCACUUCGCCGACAGGGGGUCAGGAUCUCAGCCUGUUGUUUGACGCGUCGCUUCGCGCCGUCUUUGUGCAUGAUGGGGGCCAUGAGUUUCCGCGUAAGGAAUCCUUGACGGAAGCCGCCCGGGUGAUGCAAAGAGCACUGCAUCAGGGUCGAGAAAUGUCAGAGUAA
This is a messenger RNA of Diaporthe batatas, 501 nucleotides long. RefSeq lists its product as uncharacterized. Gene Ontology annotation, cellular component: nucleus; cytoplasm. Bases 1 to 501 code for a protein of 166 amino acids. NCBI's taxonomy places the organism in Eukaryota, Fungi, Ascomycota, Sordariomycetes, Diaporthales, Diaporthaceae. The record is from RefSeq and is a predicted model, not a curated record. The transcript has 2 exons.